Molecule: messenger RNA, 298 nt
Organism: Caenorhabditis elegans
Lineage: Eukaryota; Metazoa; Nematoda; Chromadorea; Rhabditida; Rhabditidae
Gene: fipr-26
Product: FIP (Fungus-Induced Protein) Related
Exons: 2
Coding region: 26-199 (57 amino acids)
Source: RefSeq, marked reviewed
UAAUGACAACAAAAUCUUUAAAAUCAUGGACUUUGGAAUCCUAUUGGUAUUUUUGAUGGCCGUUGCUGGUACAUUUGCUGGUAUUUCUGUGUCGUUCUCUCAUUCUCAUGAAUUCCCCCGUCACGGACUGUUAGGUGGAGGUGGAUUCAAUCCAUAUGGUGGAUAUUAUCAAAGCAACUAUUGGGGAAAAAGGAAGUAGAUGAGGACAUCAAACUUGCCUAUUAAAUUUAACAACUUAAUGUUCAAUUAUUUUUAUAUAUGAACGUCGUUCAAUAAAAAAUGAAUAUUUUCUACGCUA